This is a messenger RNA of Gopherus flavomarginatus (Mexican gopher tortoise), 4767 nucleotides long. RefSeq names its product gap junction protein gamma 2 (gene GJC2). Gene Ontology annotation, biological process: cell communication. Bases 739 to 1992 code for a protein of 417 amino acids. Gene Ontology annotation, cellular component: connexin complex. The record is from RefSeq and is a predicted model, not a curated record. The transcript has 4 exons. Lineage: Eukaryota; Metazoa; Chordata; Testudines; Testudinidae.
GUGAACAGCCUGAACAAACCCUCCUCUUCUCUGAGCUCUUUACUGUUGCAAUCUUUAUACAGUAGCCAUAGCUGUGUGCUUUGCUCCUGUCAGGCACCAGCUUUGACCCAUGACUUUGUUCCUCUCCUGUGAAGAGCCACGAAAAUACAGUCGUGGGGCUAGGUGGGAUUCUUUUCGGUCCCUUCCACAGUUUUGUGAGUGUGUGUGGCCUUUUGUGAUGCUGUCUGAGCAGAGGAUGGUCCAUCACUGCUGGUAGCAAAAGGAACGGGCCAUGAGGGGUUGCACCUCCUGGUGUGAUGUGCGAUGAUUAUCCAAGGCUGCAGGGCAGGGAGAGCUGAGUUCUGCUGUGAGUGUGACAUCCCCUCGGCCAACUGGAUCACUGCUGUGGUCUCUGACGGUGAUGAGUAAAACAAGGGUUAAAGAGGGUUCACCCAGAUUGAAAUGAUCCCGGUGAACGGAGCAACUUUGUAACGGCAGCUAGUACUUAUCUGUGUAAAACCGGCUGUAAACCCGCUGUGAGCUGCCACCACCUUGACAGAUGCGCUGUGCUGCCUUCAAGAUCCCGCACAGAUGUUCCUCGUCCACCCGACAGGAAGCUUCGUCGAGCCAAGAUUAGCUUACUGAAGUCACCAACAGCAGUGAUUUUUUUCAAAGCUUUCCGGCUAUGCAGCGAAGAUCUGCAGCAAAGAAGCAGCUAUUUUUUUCCUCUCCGUGAAAGGUUAUAAAUGAUUAGCCCUUAUGACCAACAUGAGCUGGAGUUUUCUCACCCGUCUGCUAGAAGAAAUUCACAAUCACUCCACUUUUGUGGGGAAGGUCUGGCUCACCGUGCUGAUCGUCUUCCGUAUCGUCCUGACGGCUGUCGGAGGGGAGUCCAUAUAUUCAGAUGAACAGAGCAAAUUCACGUGUAACACCAAGCAACCAGGCUGUGACAAUGUCUGCUACGAUGCCUUCGCACCGCUAUCACAUGUCCGGUUCUGGGUCUUCCAGAUCAUCAUGAUCUCAACCCCUUCCAUCAUGUACCUGGGCUAUGCCAUCCACAGGAUCGCUAGGUCCUCCGAGGAGGAGAAGAGGCUUAAGGUACUCAAGAAGAAGAAGAAGCAGUUUGCUUUGAACUGGCAGGCCGUCCGUAACUUGGAAGACCCUUUGGAAGCAGAUGAAGAGGAGCCCAUGAUCUCCGAUAACAUGGUGGAAAAUGAGGAGAAAGCCAAAGCAAACAAGAAGAGCAAAGAGCAGCAGAAGCAUGACGGGAGGAGACGCAUCCAGCAAGAAGGGCUGAUGAAGAUUUACGUCUUCCAGCUCAUUGCCAGAGCUUCAUUUGAAGUUUGUUUCCUGGUUGGGCAGUAUUUUCUUUAUGGCUUUGAGGUGGAAGCAUAUUUUGUCUGCAACAGAGCCCCUUGCCCUCACAUGGUGGACUGCUUUGUGUCAAGGCCGACAGAGAAGACCAUCUUCCUCCUGGUGAUGUAUGUUGUGAGCUGCCUGUGUCUGUUGCUCAACAUGUGUGAAAUGUUCCACUUGGGGUUUGGGACCAUUAGAGAUGCCAUUCGCAACAGAAAGAUUAAUAGUUUCAGGCAGCCUCCAUACAACUAUUCCUAUGCGAAGAAUAUCUCCUGCCCUCCCGAGUAUAACCUAGUCAUGAAAUCGGAGAAGCCCGCCAAGGUCCCAAAUAGCCUUUUGGCCCAUGAGCAGAACUUGGCUAACGUUGCUCAAGAACAACAGUGCACAAGCCCAGAUGAGAACAUCCCGUCAGAUCUGUCCACCCUUCAUAAACACUUGAGAGUGGCCCAGGAGCAGUUAGACAUCGCAUUCCAGAGCUACAGUGCCACUCAGGCCAACAUGCAGCCUUCCAGAACCAGUAGCCCACCUUCAGGUGGGACGGUGGUAGAACAGAACAGGGUCAAUACUGCCCAUGAGAAACAAGGCGCUAAACCCAAAGCCAGUUCAGAAAAAGGUAGUUCUAGCAGCAAAGAUGGAAAGAGUUCUGUAUGGAUAUAAUUAGGUGCUUGACCAUAGCUCACAGACAGGGCAAUGUAAGUAAGAGUGUGGGUUUUUUCCAGUAUUGUCUAGAAUUCAAUUCACAGAGCACAGGCACAAUUUGUAUGUGGGAGUAAAUGUAGCUGAAGGAUGAGUUGUUUCAAACGUUAUAUUUGAAUAAUGUCUUCUGGUGUGUUAACAAAGACACUCCCUUUCUUGCCUAGUCCAUAUUCUCUCUGGGAACCUCCAUCGAGCUAAACUGUAUGGUCCCCCCACCACACCCCGGCACUGCUUAGGGAUGGGAGUAACAGUCUUUCUUCUUAUGUCACUCACUAGCUAUUUGCCCAGGACAACCCACUGCAGGCUCUCUGCGACAGAGACUCGACUGACAAGUGAGCUGGUUGGCGGGAAGGGGACUCUGUUGAUCAUUCAGAAGAAAAGUCUUGACUACCCUGAGCAACUCAUGUCCUGCAUCGUAAGGCUAUAGUACUGUACUUGUAUUGAGAAGGGUUUAAUUACUAAAUGUCCUUCCUCAAAUUAAUCUGAAUUCCUCCGUUAAAGGGGAAAACGGUGACAUGUUGCAUAAACUGCCACAAUCCACUAGCAUGGCUCGUUUCCUGCCUGGAUUCUUACUAACAAGCAGUCAUUGGAGAUGAACGCAACAGAGAUUCCGGCCGUGAGUUCUAACCAUGCAUUAACGGAACAUGAAGACUGUCAGAAGCACAGUAGCCAUAUUUUAAAGAAUGUACGCAACCCUGAGCGAUUAGCGUUGAGGUAAAUGUUGUAUCCUUUUCUUCCCCCAAUCAGUGUUGAACUGCAAAGCAAAUGGGAUCAAAUGCUAUGUAGCAUUUGCAGUCAAUUUGCACUGUAACGAUGCUGCAGUGUAGCAUUCAUCCCAGAGCUGGUGGGAAUUGCAGCAGUUUAGUGUUUUUUAACACUGCUACUGCACAUCUUAAGCAAAAGUGCCUUUAAGCAACCAGGAAAAUGAAAUCUGAAGUUUCUAAAGUCUGUGUUAACUCUUGGUAGAGAUCAGAAGACCAGUGCUGACAAAUUUUGUUAUCAUGUACUUUUGUUUUAAUCAAAAGCUUAUAAAUAGUUGCAGCCAAAUAGAUCAAUGCAUAGUGUGUACAGUGUGUGUGUGGAGACAUAUAUUUAAGUAUAUAUACACACACAUCUGAAUGUUAUGUGUGAGAUACAGAUACAUAUAAUGUAAUAUCAAUCUCACGAUGAUAUUUACAACUUCCCAUCCCCACCAAAAAACCACCAGCUCAGAAUACUGGCUGAUUUUUCUCUCUUGGAGGUCAAAUGGCCAGCCCUUGGGCCAGAUCCUCAGCUGGUGUCAGUUGGUUCAGCUUCAUUUAUUUCAUCUGACCCGACCUGAGACUCUGCCGACUUGGUUUUAAUGGGGACAGGAGAGGGGCCAUUCCCAAAAAGCACUCGUCUGCAGUUUAAGGCCCAAAUCCCCCUUGCCUUGCUCACACGACUAGUUCCACUGGACUUGUGUACACCAGGUUAUUUUGGCUAAAGUUUACCACCAGAGAUACCCACAAUGCAAUGCUAGUGCAGACCAAGUCUAUGCAACAUGGUGCUUAACAAUGCCAGUGGCCGCUGGCACCUUGUCUGCUCUAGUUCUGUGGGAGAAAGUGAACCGAUGGUGGGAGAAGUGGGGAAAUCUUAAGAAAAGAAGCCCAGUCUAAACACCACCAUUGACUUCCAUGAGGCUAUUCAUGUCAGUGAGGCAAGCAGGGUUAGGACCCUAAACACAGCAUGGCUCCAACUAGAAGGGUUUCAAACACUCUCUGUCAGAAAUACUUUGGCAAUGUAUUUUUUUCAUCAUUGCCAAAGUAAUUUUUUUUCACUUGUACAAAACUGACUGUGUCUGUGGCUUUGUUGUGAAUUAACUCCGGUAAUGAGCAGAAAUGUAAUCCUGACCGCUGGGAACAUGGCUGGGUGAUUUAUCGGCCUGGGUGUCAGUGGACGUGCUGAAGUAAAAAAGUAAAUAAAUAACUGCCCCAUUUUUGCUCUCAGAGAGCCUGAUCCUGCCAGGUGCCUAGGUGUCCUCAAUUCCUACUGUGGCUUUGCAGGAUGCAUUCAAGAGCUUCCAGGAUUAGACCCAUAAAUCUCAGACCACGAUAAACCUCUAAAGACUCUGAAUGAGCAGAGCACUUAAGAACAUGCUUAACUUUAAGCAAGUAAGUAGCCCUGUGGGCCGACUCGUGCAGAAGUGCGGUAUUCAGUCAGGGCCUAAGAAGGCACUUCCAAAAGCUCUACAGCAUCAUCACUGAUAGUGACAGAGCAAAUAAUUGUUUUCAAAGGAAUACAGUGACCAGCUCAUGAGAGCUUCUGGCAAAAAUGUUUAAUAUAUUUUGCAUAGCCACCUAUAAAGUACUUUAGGGUUUGAUCCUGUUCCCAUUGGAGGACAUCUCCUGGAAGCAGAAUCUGCUCCAUGUGAUUGUUCAAAAUGACUGAGUGACUCAAAGGAACUGAUCACAAAUCAUCAGUUCUGUUUAAAGGAAUGCAGCUUUAUUCUGCUGCCCGACAGGGCAUGUGUAGUGGAUUUCCUCAGCAGGAUAGGUCAGGAUUACUCCAUGGGUCUGUCUUAGGGAAGAACUCACUUAGCCGUGAGUUUUGCACAAAAGGCUCCUAAUAUUUACAACAUGGUGGGGGUGGAAGAAACAUAUCGGUCUGCUCCUCCUGGCUGAGUCCUUUCUCUUUGCUUCAUGGAACGACUUUGCAUUUUGCAUGGAGUUAAAUUAUUCCUCCUAAACGUGGGACAUACCUAAAAACUAAGAGGGU